Messenger RNA from Lactuca virosa, 990 nucleotides. NCBI's taxonomy places the organism in Eukaryota, Viridiplantae, Streptophyta, Magnoliopsida, Asterales, Asteraceae. The record is from the annotation of a GenBank genome assembly.
AUGAAUUUGGCCGGAAAAUUGAUGAAGGCUGUUUGUUACGAUUCUUAUGGCGGAGGCUCCGCUGGUUUGAAGCAUGUUGAGAUCCCCGUUCCUGUUCCUGGCAAUCUUGAGAUUCUGAUGAAAAUAGAAGCAUCAAGCAUAAAUCCGUUCGACUGGACAAUUCAAAAAGGCAGGAUGCGCCCUAUUUUGCCCAGAAAAUUUCCUUUUAUACCAGUUAGUGAUGUAGCAGGGGAGGCUGUGGAGGUUGGACCUGGGGUGAAGAAGUUUAAAGUUGGUGACAAAAUUGUGUCCACCCUUGGUACAGGUGGAGGGUUCGCAGAGUAUGCCGUGGCUAAGGAGAAUUUAACGGUUUCUAGACCGGCAGAGGUCUCGGCUGCAGACGGUGCGAGUCUAGUCAUCGCAGGGUGCACCGCUCUUCACGCCCUAACCAUAACCGCCGGUCUAAACUUGGUCAAGACCGAACCCCUAUCAAACAUCCUCGUAACCGCCGCUUCAGGCGGGGUGGGCCACUACGCGGUCCAAUUAGCAAAACUAGGAAACACGCAUGUGACCGCAACAUGUGGGGCCCGUAACAUUGAAUUUGUCAAAAACCUAGGAGCGGACGAGGUUCUUGAUUACAAGACUCCGGAAGGUUCCGCCCUUAAAAGCCCAUCGGGUAAAAAAUAUGAUGUGGUUAUCCAUUGUACAACUGGGAUCCCAUGGUCGACAUUUAAGCCUAAUUUGAGCCCAAAGGGGAAAGUGGUUGAUUUAACACCUGGUGGUCGUGCGUUUUGGACUUAUGCUGUGAAUAAAAUUACGUUUUCAAAGAAGCAACUACAGCCGUUGAUUGUGGUUCCAAAAGUAGAAGAGAUUGAGUGCCUUUUGAAUUAUGUGAAAGAGGGGAAACUGAAAACUGUUAUUGAUUCAAGGUAUCCUUUAAGUCGGGCUGAAGAGGCUUGGGCCAAGAGUAUCGAAGGGCAUGCGACUGGGAAGUUAGUUGUGGAGCCGUAA